Messenger RNA from Protopterus annectens (West African lungfish), 8429 nucleotides. It is a transcript of the gene ACP5, whose product is annotated as acid phosphatase 5, tartrate resistant. The record is from RefSeq and is a predicted model, not a curated record. The coding region runs from base 205 to 1191 and encodes 328 amino acids. NCBI's taxonomy places the organism in Eukaryota, Metazoa, Chordata, Ceratodontiformes, Protopteridae. Gene Ontology annotation, molecular function: ferrous iron binding; acid phosphatase activity; ferric iron binding. Gene Ontology annotation, biological process: bone resorption. The transcript is spliced from 5 exons.
UUGAGUACAGUGGAGGGAGGACUAGUUCCUUCUUUCAGCUAACAAUAAAAGCUUUGAUUCUUGUAAAUUUAGAUGUAAAAGAAUGUAGUACCUGUUAUAGCCAAGAAAGACUUAGGGAAAGCUACACGUCUGUUGCUCUUGUUUUAGUGAAGUGGUGCAAGGACAAGAGGUUUCGUACCACAAGAACUUGAUUAAGAAAAGACUAUGGAAAAGACAACUUUGCUCUUAGUAGCGUUGGUGUACAUGCUGCAGUGUGUCUCUUCUGUUCCAAAGCCCAGCAGUGACUCACUCCGGUUCAUUGCACUUGGAGACUGGGGUGGUCUACCACUGCCACCUUAUUUCACCCCAAUCGAAAAAGCUACUGCUUAUGAGGCUGGAGUUGUGGCAGACAAGCUGGGAGCAGACUUCAUCCUAGCACUGGGGGACAACUUCUACUACAGUGGUGUAGCCAACAUUUAUGACAAAAGGUUUCAGGAAACCUUUGAACAAGUAUUUACAGCAGAGUCCUUGGAAGAAGUGCCGUGGUAUGUUGUAGCAGGAAACCAUGAUCACUCUGGCAAUGUCUCUGCACAGAUUUCCUACUCCCAUGUUUCUGAACGAUGGAACUUCCCAAAUUAUUACUAUGAGUUGAACUUCAAAAUCCCAGGUACGAACAUGACGCUGACCAUUCUCAUGAUUGACACUGUCCUACUGUGUGGCAACUCUGAUGACUUUCAGGAUGAGCAGCCAGUGGGUCCAGUCAACUCAGCACUGGCUAAUUCUCAGUUACGGUGGAUCAAGAGGAAGUUGGCCAAGUCCCAGGCAGAUUACCUUGUUGUGGCUGGCCACUACCCAGUAUGGUCUAUUGCAGAACAUGGUCCAACUAAGUGCCUAGUGAACAAACUGCAACCGCUGUUGAACAAAUACAGAGCCACAGCUUACUUCUGUGGCCAUGACCACAACCUGCAGUACUUGAAGGAGGCAUCUGGUGUGGGCUAUGUGCUUAGUGGUGCGGGAAACUUCAUGGAAUACUCCGUUGACCACAUUCAUGAUGUGCCCAAAGGCUCCCUGAAGUUUUACUAUGCUGACCCUCGCUCUCUGGGGGGCUUUGCCCAUGUGGUAGUCAAUAAAAAGCAAAUGAUUGUCACAUUUAUUGAAGCCAAUGGCAGAUCUUUAUACCAGACAGUUCUACCAAGACGUUCCAUGAUGUAGCUACUAAAUUCUGAACUUAGGCAGUGUCUCUCUAUCAUUAGAGUCUAGCCUGAUAUCUUUAAUUUUUUUUCCAUAGCGUAGAUGUCUAGGAAAAAAGAAAACCAAGAGAGGGGACAGAAAAGGCUAGCUUAUAUUUUAAACAUGUAUAUGGUGUGUUACCUAGGUAGAAAUCACAAAUACCUACAAACACCAGACUGGACGGCAAACUAUGAGAAGUGAUAUAAAAACAAACCCAGAUGUAUCUGUGACUGACCAUAAACUACUACAUUUUGGUAAUAUUUUUAUAAUCUUUUCUUUUUGGGUACAUGUUCCUUGCCCAAGUGAUUGUUGAAACUUGCUUUUUAAAUUCUGUGAAUUUUGUCACUUGCAUCUGAUGUCAGUUUUCAUGUAUUCCACAAUUUGUGUUCGGAUCUGACACUCUGAUCCAACCCGGACAUUAUUCCAGCUCAUGGAGACGAACAAACUCUUGAGUUCCUUUCCUAUCCAUAAUGCACCAAGCCUAACUCUCCUUAGAUCUCGUUUGCCGCUUUUGCGGCAAGAUGUAGUUGACAACUGCUUUCAAGCAUUGGUGUUAAACCUAAGUCUUUUUUUCUUAACAAUUUUUUACAAAUUUCUCCGUACUAUCUAAACCUUUAAUAAUGUUAAUAAUAAUAAUAAUAAUAAUUAAAUGUCUUGUCCCUGUCGGUGUCAUUUUCUUCUUUUACUCCUUAUUGCUGUAAAAACACUUGAGUGUACUCUUCCUGCCAUUGUUAGUAGGUCCUUUCCAAACCUUAUAUAUUUCUGUGUCUUCAGGGAAUUAUUUCUCAUUUCUGACAGAAAAAAAAAUAUUUGCUGGCCAUUUUUCUCUCUGCCCUUUAUCAGAGUUCUUGGCUGUUGUCUAGUUAUAUGUUUACUGAAUUGACAGAUAUGUCAGAAAAAGGUUUAAAGAAAUGUAUGAACUGUGGGCACAAAAUGUCCUUUACUGAUGCCCACCCCAUGUUUACUGUUUGGGGCUGAACAUUUGGAUAAAGAUUACGAUAUUUGUAGUGGGUUUAACCUUCGAGCUCUCACCGAGAGGCAAAAUAAGUUGAUUUUCAAAAAAGCCUUUUACCAACCACUUUUUCUCAGGCCAUCGCUGGAGUUCAAUCUCCUAAAUCUAAGUUCAAAGACCUGUCAAAAAGGUGCAGAUUUUCUGACUUACUCCUUCUACUUCAUCUGAGCCAAAGAAAAAGAAAUCCAAAUCGGAUCCGACAUCACCUGUAAUCAGGCCAUCUUUGGAUCCAACAAAGAUUCUGGCAGUUCGUUCCAUUCCGAGGAAUGUACCAAGUACCAGAAGUUUUUGCCCAGGACAGUUUAUUCACCCUCAGUAGACCCAAUACUAUCAACGGAGCCCUCCCCUUUUCUUGAGCAGCACUCUAGGCCCCCAUCUGUCAUCGCAUUACUCCAGAAGUAUUAGAGGCUGAUGUUCAAAGGAUGGUGAGGAAACUGGUCACAGAGUAAUUUCAGAAGGAAGUCUUCACAGUUCCUACCCCUUUGGGUCAGGGACAUCAUCCAGUGAUGACUACCGCUCUGACCCAAGCUGUGGGAUUGGAGUCCUCAGAUCCAAGUGUUCCAGGCCCUUCUGAGUCAGAUCCAAAGAGAGUUUUCUCUUCGGAUCCGACAGUUACUCUGAGCAUUUUGGUUCUGAUGUCUUUGGAACCAGAAUGCUGUUUUAGCCAAAGCUUCCAGGUCAGAUCCAAGGGGAUAGUCAACUCCAAAGUUUGUGGAGCAGACUCUUCCUGUCAGAGCUUUGACGUCGGACAGCUCGGCUCUGGCUUCCACCUCAGGCAGAUAGCUCUCAGAGCGGAAGGAGCUUGCAUGCCAAAAAUUCUCUCUGGAACAGUCAGCUUUCAAGGUUGUGAAGCGGGUUUUCUCUGCUCCAGCAGGUCAAGCAGGUCCCCCCCCCCUCAGAUCCAUUUUUGACAUCUCCGCUGUAUUUGUCCCAUGAUCCUCAGUAUUCUGCGCCACCUGGACAGCCAACCCAAAGCUUCCAGACCACCCAGCCAGGUAUUGUUAUCUCCUCUGAUAUUUCUCUGGAUCAUCCCACUGAAGAAGUCCCUAGGAAGAUGAAGUGCAAGAGGAGGCACUUGGACUUCCCCCAGAAGUCUGUCACCUUGGACACAGACUUUGGUGAGGAAGGGUCUUCCAAAUCACCACCUGAUGAUGUCUCGUUUGGAGACAUCCUUGAGGACCUAAAACAGAAGCGUAGUUGGUCUGCCCAAAAUCUGUAUUUCUGGAAGCAUUCAGGCCUGGCCCGUCUACCUCCUGGGUCACUCCACCCGCCUAUGAACUCCUUGAUUUGGUUACUAGGUGGGUGUGGAAGGCACCUGAUGUGAUUGAGCCAAUCCCCAAGAGAAUGGAUAGGAUUCUGGCUCCACCAGUAGAGAGAGAGCAUUGGAGUAAGGAAGUUCCGGUUGAUGCCAUGGUGGUGGCGGUAGUACAUAAAAGGAACUCAUGGAACAGAGUUCCACUGUCCACAGCCUUAGUAGAGAUUCUAAGGCUCUUGACAGAUUUGGGAAGAGAGUGUGUGCAUCUGAUCGCUGAACUAUUGGGCACAGUUCACGAGCUUGCAAAGGGACUUAAUUAAGGAACUUUCAAACUCCUUUUCAGGGACCACUUCUGCAGACUCUCAAACUUCUGUGGUUGCACAGCUGGCUACCCUUCAGUCUAUUGCAAAUUCGUCCAUGCUCAUCUUGCAUGUGGCAGAAGGCACCUCAAGGGCUGCAGGUUCAGGCAUUUCCAUCAAAAGGUAUGCCUGGAUGGGUCUGUGUGAUUUUGCAGAGCCCCUCAAGUCCUUAUUCAUCAAUGUUCCUUUUGACUGCACUUCUUUGUUUUGGCCUCACAGUGAGGGACACACUCUCCAGGUGUGAGAAAGACUGAAAGACCCUACUUCCCGUGGUCAUACAUUUUUCGACCUCUCGAAGGACCUUUUCCAGGAAUCGGUGGGGAGGUCAAAAGAUGCAGGUCAAGACGUCCCAAGGUCCUUUCCAGGACACAGGUGGAGAUGGUUCCCCCAGACAUAGAGGGGGAGCUAUAAUGGAAGGUGAUGCCCCCAUGGUAGAGGAGGCCCACAAAACCAGAAGUCUAGAGAUUUCUUUUCUGACAGACCCUUUCAGCAUUCCUGAAUGGAGGCCCAAUUGCCUGCAUCUGGAGGCAGUUGGGUGUCACUUAUCCCUGCAACUAGCCUGGUUAAACAUAAACGACACUUGGGUGCAGAGGAUCAUUUCCAGAGCUUAUACUAUUCACUUUUCCCUCCUGUUACCCAGGAAUAUCCCCAAUGUUCCACCCAAUCAAAGAGAAACACCAGAACUGGAAAUAUAAAAGUUACUAGAAAGAGUCAUCCAAGAUGUCCCUCCAGACCAAAUAGAAUCCGGAUAUUACUCGAGAUUCUUUUUAGUGCCAAAGAAAACCGGGGACUGGAGAUCAAUUUUAAAUCUCAGUGUGUCAAACAAAUCUGUUUGACACACCAAGUUCCAGAUGGCCAUGGUUGUCUGUUCUGCCAUUCCUGAGCAAGGACAACUGGAUGUGCUCAGUAGACCUUCAGGAUGCAUACCAUCACAUAAAAAUGAACAGACAUUGUAGCAGGUAUGGCCCCCAGGGUGUUCCAAGUGUGUGGCAGUGGUGUCAGCUCUGUAGGGAUUCUGCAGGUUUCCAUACCUGGACGACUGACUCGUUACUGCCCUGACUAGGCAUCAACUGGUACAAGCCUGAGACUGUGUGUUGCAGACUUGUUCAGUUCUUGGAAUAACUAUCAGUCAUAACAAAUCACAAUUACAACCUACCCAGUCACUGGAGUUCAUAGGAGCAACAGUUCAACACAGUCUCUAUGGUAGCAUCACUUCCCUUUUGAGAGUACAAACUUUAUGAAGUCAGGUCAAGAAAAUAAAUUGCAGUACCAAAAUUUCAGCGAUGUUGAGUCUACAGGCCACGUGCUCAAUGUCAGUGGCAAUAGUCUUAGCUCCUUUAGCAAGAUAUCACAUAAGAAUUCUGCAAUGGAUGUUACAGACACAACAGUCAAUUCUGUCUGUCAACCUUUGUUGAAGAUAAAAAUAACUCAGGCAUGCAAACACAGUCUUUCCUGGUGGAUGCAGUCACAACUGCCAUUGUUAGGCCGCCCUGUCAUUCUCCAUCAGCUCAAUGCCACAUUGACCACAGAUACUUCCCAGAUUGGGGGGGGCAUUUUCUGGGGAACCAAGGUGCUUGGUCCCCUGAGAAGGCCAACUUGUGUAUCAGUGUUCUGGAAAUGAGAAAUGAGUGCUUUUGGCAUUGCAAGCAUUCCAAAACUCUUUCCUUCUCUGAAUGAUUACGAUCCAAAUGGACAACAUGUCAGUGGUUUGGUACAUAAACAAGGAGGAACCAGAUCUUGCCCCCAGUGUCAAGAAGCCCUAAGGGGUAUGACAAUAGGCAAGUUCUUCCAACCACUUUCUAACUGCAGCUCAUAUUCUGGGGAAGUUCUGCAUGAUAACAGACAGUCAGAGCAGGUCUAUAUUACUACCUCACAAGUGGUCCUUCAGACAUGAUUUUCCAUCAGUGUUGCCAGCCGUGCAACAGUCUGUUUACAUCUCCUCUAAACAACAAGUGCAGGAACUUCUUUAUCCUAAUCCCCUCUCUGGGGGGAGUCACUGCUGGAUGCUCUCCACCAUAUUUGGUCCCCUGGUCUCCUAUACACUUAUCCCCCGACUAUUUUAAUUCCCAAAUUUCUACAGAAAGCAACCAGGUUGCCUCAUUGCACCUUACUGGCCUCGACAAAUUUGGUUCGCCUUCCUUUGGCCUCUUCUGUUGUACCCACCUUGCAUUCUGGAUCUGACUCCAGACCCUCUGUCUCACUUGACAGGCAUAAUUCACCCAGACAUGACAAACCUCAAGCUAACUGCAUGAUUUCUCCAAUUCCAUUGAUAGCCAGGAAACCUGUGCUGUCUUUUCCUAUCCGUUCCAUUCUGUUGUCAUCCCAUAAGCCCUCUACGAGAAAACUUUACAGAAGCAAAUGGAGAAGAUUUGUUUGUUGGGCAGAGCAGAAUCAAGUAGAACCUUUCUCAGCUCCGAUACAUUCUGUUAUUGAAAUUUUGGCAAUUUUAUUUAAUGAGGGAGCUAGUUCAUCCACCGUCAAAGUCCAACUUGCAGUUAUGUCGCAUUUCCAUAUGGGGUUUCAGAAUUCCUCCCUAGCAUCCUCUAAACUGUGCAAGGCAUUUCUGAAGGGUACUCUUCUACUCCGUCCUCCUUUCAGAGAUACUAUACCACCAUGAGAUUUGGUACUGCAAGCCAUAACACAGUCCCCCUUUGACCCUGCAGCUAAGUCUUAUCUAAAAUUCUUAACCUGUAAGACUAUCUUUGUAGUUAUGGUUACAUCAGCUAGAAGAAUUUCAGAACUUCAAGCAUCAUCUUCUAAGCCCCCUUAUUUAAUUUUCCAGGACAGGGUUACUGUACGUACCAGUGCUUCCUUCGUACCUAAGGUGUUGUCAGAAUCCAACAUUAACCUACCAGUAUUAUUCCCAAGUUUCGCAAAUGGAAGAAAGUAUAUGUUGCACUUGCUGGAUGUUCAUAGGCAGUUGCAUUUCUACCUGCAUAGAACAAAACAAAUUAGAAAGAGACCAGCUUUUUAUUUCCUUUACGCAUCACAAGAUGGGUGAAUCAGUCACACAGGUAACUAUUGCCAGAUGGUUCACAGAUUGUAACUAAUUUGUUUACACUAAAUUGAAUCUCCCCUUCCAGAAACAUUAAAGGCUCGUUCAACCAGAUCUAUGGCUACUUCCACUGUAUUCCAAUCAAGAACAUCCAUGGAUAACAUUUGUGUGGUUGCUACUUGGUCAAAUCCUCAUACCUUAAUCACUCAUUACAAAUUGGAUCUGGUCUCGAGGGGAAGAGGGUCCUUUGGCUCAACUGUAUUCAGAAAUAUCCUUCGUUAGAGUUCACCAAGGAAAUUAGGUAGUUGGGGACUCUGUCCCAUAAAUUGAGGAAUGAAUGAAAAUUGACAUCAGAUAAAGAAUGUACUUAGCAUAAUGUUCCAUCUGUGUUGUCCAUUUUCAUUUUUAUUAUCUUUCUCUCAAGAUGUAUAUAUUAUCUGAGGGGAGUUGGGCUUGGUGCAUUGUGGGUAGGAAAAGAUUGGUGCAUUGUGGGUAGGAAAAGAGAUGGAGAGUUUUUGUUGCCACGAACUGGAAUAAUGGCAGUGUCAGAUCCGAACCUAUAUGUUGAAGAAUGAAAAUGGACAACACAGAUGGAAUGUUGUGAUAAGUACAUAACUUUUUCUUUCUUUGAUUGAUGGUUCCAUUGCAUUCUGGGGGCAGACAAGUCCACGUUAGGGUCACUGUGUGCAAAACUUUAGAAAGGAACUGUCAUGCCAGCGUUAACCAAUACAAGUACUUAACUGGAGAUUAUUGUUAAAUUUGUAAAUGUGUAAAGUAAAAUAAUGCUUUCUUAAUUUAUUCUCAUCGGCACUUACUUUAGAAUAUCUGGAACUCUAACUCUGGGAUGAUCAAACUUUGUAGUGGGUUUUGCUGUCACAGGUACAAGACCAUUCACUGGCUGUCUAAAUUUAUUGCAUACAUUUUGUGCUUUGGAACUUUUUUGCUAUAUGUAAAUGGCUAUGUAACAUUUGGCAAAAAUCAGAUACCAGUUCUCAAAUCCCAUACCCACUUUUAUUUGAAAUGUGCACAGCCCUUACCAGAAGGAAUUAAGUAGUAGGACUUCUACUGUCUCCAGUGUGUGGUGGUCAGUAUUUCAUAUGGACCCCUAUUAUCAUGGUAAACAGCUACCUAAUUUUCAGAUAAGGGAAACCAUUUGGCAGUGCUGUUAAACAUUGUUUGGAACAUGCCUAGCUACCUCUGGAUGAAAUAGAACCUGUCAUACUCUGCCUUCCUACAGAAGUACAGAGUCUAGGUUUUUAUUUUUACUUCAUUUAUCAUUUUGAUAUUUGUGGAGACUUAUUUGCAAGAAAUUCAUACUUAAACAAGUAUGUAGUCUGCAUUUCCACCUUUCAGUGUGAACAUGUUUCUUGUAUAAUCACAAAGAACAAACAAUGACAAUGUUUUAACUGUUAUAAUGUGCUGAAUGUAUUUACUUCUUAGGUGUUAUCAGUAUGAUUGUUUGUUUUUAAUUAGUCUGGCUUGCAUGUUUAGUUUUGCUGAGUAUGCACUCUUUCCAAGUUUUGCACUUUUUCUAAAUGUUGCAUACUUUUAAAAUAAAAUUUAAAAAAAGUUUCAAAUAAAACCUUUAAAGAUGAGCAA